Molecule: messenger RNA, 1740 nt
Organism: Williopsis jadinii
Lineage: Eukaryota; Fungi; Ascomycota; Saccharomycetes; Phaffomycetales; Wickerhamomycetaceae
Gene: MET7
Product: tetrahydrofolate synthase
Exons: 1
Coding region: 6-1298 (430 amino acids)
Biological process (GO): tetrahydrofolylpolyglutamate biosynthetic process
Cellular component (GO): cytoplasm; mitochondrion; cytosol
Molecular function (GO): ATP binding; tetrahydrofolylpolyglutamate synthase activity
Source: RefSeq, a predicted model, not a curated record
CUGAGAUGCGUGAGUGGUCUCGUCGUAUCGGUUAUCCUGAUGUCACUGUGUUUAACAGGCUCAAUGUUAUCCACAUCACUGGUACUAAGGGGAAGGGGUCAACUUGUGCCUUUACACAGUCCAUACUGAAACAGUAUCAACCACAGAUCAACAAGAUUGGACUUUACACUUCGCCUCACUUGAAAAGUGUGAGGGAGCGAAUUCGCAUCGAUGGUGAGCCAAUUGCAGAGGAGAAGUUCACCAAGUAUUUCUUUGAAGUUUGGGAUAUGUUAAACUCCACGAAAUCAGACGUUCAAACGUUCCCUCAUAUGGAUGAGGGGAUGAAGCCUAUGUACUUCAAGUACCUCACGCUUCUGUCCUUCCAUGUGUUUAUGAACGAAGGCGUAGACACUGCAAUCUAUGAAGUUGGUGUGGGUGGAGAGUACGACUCCACAAAUAUCUUUGAAGCACCAACGGCCUGUGGAGUAACUGUCUUAGGUAUUGACCAUACCUUCAUGCUUGGUGACACCAUCGAGGAAAUUGCGUGGAACAAAGGUGGAAUUUAUAAGCCUGGCUCUGCUGCAUUCACAGUGCCACAAGUGCCUGCUGCUCUGGCUGUGUUGGAGAAGAGAGCAUCGGAAAAGGGUGAUCAGUUGCAAGUCAUUGAUGAAUCAUUAGCUGAAAGCUAUGAGCUGGGGAUUCCAGGUGAUUUCCAAAGGGGCAACGCUGCGUUAGCAGUUGCCCUCACUGGCGAGCACCUGAAGAAGUUGAACAUCUCGGUUGAUGAAGACAAGACCCGUAAAGGGUUGAAAGAGGCAUUCUGGCCAGGAAGAUGCCAAACCAUCAAGGAUGGUAAGAUCACUUGGUUCAUUGAUGGUGCGCACACAAAGGAGAGCAUCGAAGCUUCUACAAAGUGGUUCAACACAGUAGCAUCUCCAAACAAGAAGAGGGUGCUUCUCUUCAACCAGCAGACAAGAGACGCAGCACAUCUCGUUGAGGUGCUCUUCAACAGUUGUAAAUUACCUUUCGAUGAGGUGAUCUUCACCACCAACGUGACUUGGUCCAGUGGUAGCUACUCUGCAGAUCUUGUUUCCAUGAACACGUCCAAGGAGGCGGUGGAUAAGCUCGAGGUCCAGAGACUACUGGCUGAUAAAUGGUCUUCGUUGGAUGCUUCAUCAAAGAGACAUGUUGUUGCAGACAUCGAAUCCAGCGUGGGAAUCGUUAGAGACCUCGGCGUUGAUGUCGAGGUCUUUGUAUGCGGGUCUCUCCACCUUGUUGGUGGCUUCCUUGUGGUUUUAGAUGGAAAGGAGAGCCAAUGAUAGCAUCCACAGAGGGCGGGCUUCCAUAGGCGAACCAUGAGCUCAUUGCAGAUUAUGUCUCGUAUCCGUGUAAUUGCCCAAUAUGGAAUGUCUAUCAAACCCUCACCACAAAACAAACAAAAAGUAAACAAAUAAACAAAUCGCCACUUUUCCUUCUCCUUUAGUAUAAAGACACGGGGCGGUUAGCGAAAUCAUGACUCUAUCGUCAGCUGUUGGUGGGUCUCAGGUCAAUGUAAGUGGAAACUAAUGACUUUGCGCUGUCUUGGAACGAGUACUGAUACAAGCGCCGGUAUAGACCUCGAGAAGAGACGCGUUGAAACUGAUCGAGAAGAAGUAUCAAAAGAUUUGGCAGGAGGAAAGACUGUUUGAGGCCAAUUGCCCUCCAGAGAGUGUGACUCCAACGCCUGAGAAGUUUAUGGCCUCAAUGGCAUACCCUUAUAUG